CGGUCGUCUUCCUGCUUUUCCUCUUCCUUAUUCUCUCUUUUUCGCCUCCCUCAUCAGAACAUCCUCACCCCAUCCCCUUUCAUGCUUGGUGAAUCUUCUUUAGUUACUGUCGUUUAGACCCAUACCAUCAGGUCUCUGUUGGCCUGCAAUGGAUUCUAUUGAGCCUGUCUCUGGUGCCUCUAAUUCUCCUCCACCCGACCACCUCCCACCGACGUCAUACCCGGCACGUCAACGGGCGCCUUCGCUGCGCUCGCGACGGCCCUCGAUUAGACUCCAGCGCCUCCCCUCCUUUGACAGCUCUGGUGUACAACAAUCUCAACGCAAUGCACAGACUCCCAAUCGACCUUUAGCCUCACAGGUCGAUCUUACACCGUCCGGGCCCGAUGCGGACGAUGAAGAUGAAGAUGCCUGGCAGGGAAACCGUCGCCGCAGCAGCUCCGAGCCCCGACCGGGACGAUGGUCGACUGCCCCCAACCCGGUUCUUCUCACUCGGUUCGCGACAGGAGAUCAGAUGCACACUCUUCACGAAGAAGCCUCUCCACAGAGUCCCGGAGUAGCCGCUGAUUCUCUACCACCGUUGCCACAGCAGAAUCCUGAAUCACUGCAAAUCCCACGACGGGGGAGCCGCGGUUUCAUGCGCUGGUCGGGUGGGGUGUCCGCAAACCGCUUUACCAGGAAUCGCGCGUCAACCGUGAGUGGGAGUGCACCGGCUCAGACGGCGGGCUCAGGCGACGAAUAUCGGUCUCAUAUUGUGGAUGUCUUGGAUGUGAUCGAUCCCGAAGUGUCGGCACUUUCCACCCUCACCAACGUCCAGAACUCACUUUUCGUUCCUAAUUUGGGGCCUUUCUUGAACCGUAAUCAGACCUAUACCCUUUCACCACCGCCUGCACCUCUAAGGAACCUUGAAUCGUCGACAAGUGAUGAGGGCGAAGAUGAGGGCUACGAAAAGGGCCAGGAGCCCGCCGUCCGUCCUUCCAUCGAGCACACCCUCACUUCUGUGGUUGACGAAGGCGGCGGGCCUCGAUUUGCUGUCCUGCCCGAAGGUAGCGAUCUUGCCGGGUGGUCUCCCGAGGAGAUUGAAGAACUGAACGACCAUGUCCGGCACAUGUUGCACUCGCGGAGAUCCAAGUUCAAGCGUGCCAUGAAAGGUUUCGGGAAAUAUGUCUCUAAGCCGCUGGGAUUCUUGGUCACAUUAUACGCCACGUUGAUUACGCUUUUCGGUCUGGCGUGGGUGUUGUUCUUGAUCGGUUGGAUCAACGUCGGAGGCCGGCAGUCGUAUCUCAUCAAUGUCAUCGACAAUGUUCUUGUGGCCCUGUUUGCCGUCAUGGGUGAUGGGUUGGCUCCGUUUCGCGCCAUCGACACAUAUCACAUGAUCUUCAUCGCACGUUAUACCUUCCUGACAUGGAAGAUCCGUCGAAAGCGCCGACUUCCCGAUCUCAAGAACAAGAACGAUUUGCCUUCACGCCGAGAGGAGGACGUGGACGUUGAAUUCGGCGACACUCCAAAGGAGGAAGAACACGAGUUCAGCGUGCUCGGACCGGCGCAGCAGGCCAAACUGAUUCACCACCAAACCAAGCUUGCCAAUUCGCACACUUUCUACAAACCGCACGAAACCUUCACCCACCAUGCCUUUCCGCUACGCAUGCUCAUUGCUAUUGUGGUCCUGCUAGACUGUCACUCGCUGUUCCAGAUUGCUUUAGGUGCCUGCACUUGGGGCAUCAGCUACCACGUGCGCCCAUUUGCGUUGACCACUGUCAUCCUCUGCUGCUCGAUCUGUUGCAAUAUCUCCGGCGGUGUCCUGAUUAUGAUCGGAGAUCGGAGGACACGCAAGAAGGACGUGGUUGAGCGCCUUUUCCGACAGGAGCUCACGCAAGAAGCGAUGAAGAAGAUGCGAAAGAAGAGACGCAAGGAGGAACAGAGCAAAUCCGAGCAUCAAUCACCUUUGACUCGUUCUCAUUCCAUUUCGUCGCGGACCGAAGACACGGAACCGUUCCCGACGCUGUCUUGAUCUGCGCUGCCCGUUUACAAUAUGAUAAUUGCUCCUCACGCGAGGGAUAAUGCACGCUAUCUCUACGAAGCCACGACAUCCCCAGACCUAUACUUCGCUGGACAACUACGAAUCACAAACCUAGCCCAACGGCACGUCCUCCGUUAUAAUUUUUCCACAAGAACUUAUUCAUUUCAGCGACCCUGAAAAUCCACAACAAUGGUAUGCUGAAAAUACACUUCCUAGAUGAGUCGUGGCUUUUUAUCAGGCGCUCGCUGUUUGCUUUUCUGCUAUUUGCUUGUCAAUAUCUUGCUUUUGAUGAUAUCACUUUGGUUGAUCAAUGGCAUAUAUAUAUUUAUAUCCCGUUCGC
Messenger RNA from Aspergillus aculeatus ATCC 16872, 2357 nucleotides. RefSeq names its product DUF2985 domain-containing protein. NCBI's taxonomy places the organism in Eukaryota, Fungi, Ascomycota, Eurotiomycetes, Eurotiales, Aspergillaceae. Bases 149 to 2008 code for a protein of 619 amino acids. The record is from RefSeq and is a predicted model, not a curated record. The transcript has 4 exons.